ACACUCAGUCCUUCAGUUACACUGCUUCUGGUUUUUGAUUCCCCUCAUAUAAAAACGCAACCUUUUUCCUUCUCCUUUCUCUUCUCUUCUCUCUUUGCGACUUAUUCCCUUUCUUUUCUUCUUUUCAACAAAAACCACCUUCUGUUAUUAGGGUUUGAAAUGUGGAGGGAGAAUGGAAGGCUCUGAAUCCGAUUCUGCGCCACUUUCCAUUUCCAAUGGCGAAGAUCCCCAAUUGGGGGCUUCUUCUCCCCCUCCUUCUCCUCCUCCUCAAUCUUCAGAUCUCAAUCACGCCGCCGAGCAUGAGAUACUCUCUGGGGAGCUUCAGAGCAAGUUGGAUUUGAAGGCUGAGGAUGAAAGUGAGGGCAAAGUUUCCGACUUGAACGACGGUGGAGGAGUUUGCGACGAAGAAACUGCUAAGGGUGAUGGAGAUAGUAGGGGUUCGGACUCAAAUAGUUGGAAUGAGGAAGUGGGUGUUGGUGCUGAUGAAGAUGGUGUUGGUAUUGGUGAUGUUCAUGGUGAUGAUGGAGAGGAGAUGAAGGAAGAGAGAAACAGUGAUGUUACUCACCACUACCCUUUGAGGCCUGAAGCUGAGGAUUGUGCAUUUUAUAUGAAAACUGGGAAUUGCAAGUUUGGGUUUAACUGCAAGUUUAAUCACCCUAUUAGAAGGAAAACCCAGGCUGUUAGAGAGAAGGCGGGAGAAAGAGAAGAACCCACAGACAGAUCAAGCUCAACAGAAUGCAAGUAUUAUCAAAGAUCUGGGGGUUGUAAGUUUGGAAAAUCUUGUAAAUAUAACCACACAAGAGGAAAAAUUUCAACAACACCAGCACUGGUACCAGUUUUUGAACUUAACUUUCUUGGCCUGCCUAUUCGUCAGGGGGAGAGGGAGUGCCCCUACUACAUGCGCACUGGCUCUUGUAAAUUUGGAGCAAACUGCAAGUUCAACCAUCCUGACCCUACAGUUGGAGGAUGUGAUCCUCCUUCAGGGUUUGGUAAUGGAGGACCUAUUUCAUUACAAGGUGUAUCACGACCAUCUGUACCCUCCUGGUCUUCUCCAAGAUCAUUAAACGAAGCAUCUCCUUUUGUGCCAAUGAUGCUUUCACCUACUCAAGGAGUUUCUACCCAAAGUUCUGACUGGAAUGGAUACCAGGCAUCUGUCUACCUACCUGAGAGGAACAUGCAUCCACCUUCUACAUUUGUCUUGAACAACCCAGCAGUCGAUACAAAUGUUUACUUGCACCAUCAGAAGCAGAUGUCCGUGGAAGAGUUUCCAGAAAGGCCUGGUGAACCUGAAUGCAGCUACUUCUUAAAAACUGGGGAUUGCAAGUUCAAAUCUAAUUGUAAAUUUCACCAUCCAAAGAAUCGGAUUGCAAGAUUACCUCCAUGCAACCUCAGUGACAAGGGUCUUCCUUUGAGACCUGACCAAAGUGUCUGCUCCCAUUACAGUCGCUAUGGAAUUUGCAAAUUUGGACCAGCUUGUAAGUUUGACCACCCUAUAAACUUGCAGCCCUUGAUGAUGUCUGGACUUGGGGACCAGUCAUACUCAAAUUCAGCUAGUGUGGAGGUGGCUGGGAUAGGUGAAAGUACAGCUGAAACUGAUGUAACAAUUCAGCAAUCUGUGUAAACAUGUCUUUGAGAAUCUUCUAGCUAUCACCAAAUCUGUAGUUUUCUUCUUAAACAUGAUAAAUUUAUUUAACCUUUUUUCUAGCACUGUCCAAUGCAGCACAAGCAUUGCAAAGAAUAGCAACAUAUAUAUGUCAAACAGUUUAUAUGUAUUUAUCACAAGUAACAUUUGCAU
Molecule: messenger RNA, 1795 nt
Organism: Vigna umbellata (rice bean)
Lineage: Eukaryota; Viridiplantae; Streptophyta; Magnoliopsida; Fabales; Fabaceae
Product: zinc finger CCCH domain-containing protein 67-like
Molecular function (GO): metal ion binding; mRNA binding
Source: RefSeq, a predicted model, not a curated record